Messenger RNA from Lodderomyces beijingensis, 927 nucleotides. The record is from the annotation of a GenBank genome assembly. NCBI's taxonomy places the organism in Eukaryota, Fungi, Ascomycota, Pichiomycetes, Serinales, Debaryomycetaceae.
AUGCACAGAACUUACUCCUUGAGAUCAUCUAAGGCUCCAACUGCCUCUCAAUUGCAGAGCCCUCCUCCUCCUCCCUCGUCAACCAAAAACAGGUUCUUUGGGUCCGGAGGAUUGUCCUCGUCCAUCAGAAAGGCAGCUGCCGGCGCCACUGGUCCCGAAUUGUCAAGAAAAUUGACUCAAUUCAUCAAGAUGGAAAAGAACUUUAUGAGGUCAGUCGAGGUGACGUCGAGAGAGAGAAAGGACAUUGCCAAGCAAUUGAGUGCUUGGGGUGAAGGUAACGAAGAAGACAUUAGCGACGUUACCGACAAGUUGGGCGUGUUGAUCUACGAGAUUGGUGAGUUGGAAGACCAAUACAUUGACAAGUACGACCAAUACAGAAUCACCUUGAAGUCCAUUAGAGACAUUGAAGGCUCGGUUCAACCUUCAAGAGAAAGAAAACAGAAAAUCACCGAUGACAUUGCCCAUCUCAAGUAUAAGGACCCACAAUCUCCCAAGAUCCCCGUUUUGGAACAAGAGUUGGUUAGAGCCGAAGCUGAAUCGUUGGUCGCUGAGGCGCAAUUGAGCAACAUCACCAGAGAACAAUUGAAGGCCGCCUUCAACUACCAGUUUGACGCUACCAGGGAAUUGGCUGAAAAAUACGCCUUGAUUGCCGGUUACGGUAAGGCCUUGUUGGAGUUGUUGGAUGAUUCCGCGGUGACUCCAGGUGAGACGAGACCCGCUUAUGAUGGCUACGAGGCCUCGAAGCAAAUCAUCAUUGAUGCUGAGAAUGCCUUGGCUAACUGGACCUUGGACUCCGCCGCGGUCAAGCCCACCUUGUCUUUGCACCACGAAUAUGACGAAGAUGAAGAACCAGGCGAAAUCGACGAGGCUCACCAACAUGAGUUUGCUAAGCACGAUGAAGUUGUGCCUCAAGACGGCCACGCUUAA